UAUCUCCUUACGAUCGUACAAACUCUGAAUAUUAUGGCGCAGUUUAUUAAGACACUCUUGAGAACACAGUCAAUGUUGAGUUGAAGCAUCUGUGACUCCUCAGAGAUGAAGUUCAUUUGUUUGACUCUCCUGCUUGUUAGUGGAAUUACAGAUUCAAGAUCAGAGCAGUAUGAAGUAGUGGGACCUGCAGAUCCUGUAUUUGCUGUAGCUGGUGAAGAUGUGAUUCUGCCCUGUUCAAUCAAACCCAACGUCAGUGUUGUGGACAUGAGAGUGGAGUGGUUGAGACUUGAUCAGAAAGAUUCACUAGUGCAUCUCUAUGAGGGUCAUGAAGAUAGAAACACAGAUCAGAUUCAGUCCUACAGAGGGAGAACAAAACUGAAUCAUCAAGAACUACAAAGAGGAAACGCAUCACUCAAACUCUCAGCAGUCCAAAUCUCUGAUGAAGGACUUUAUAAAUGUUUUAUUCAGUCCAAAUCCUGGUAUGAUGAUGCCACUGUUGAUGUCAGUGUUGAAGCUGUAGGAAGUCCUCCAGUGAUCACUGUAGAUGGGUUUGAUCGUUCAGGAGGGCUUCAUCUACAGUGUGAAUCUGAAGGUUGGAACCCUGAACCUGAUGUUGAGUGGCUGGACAGUGAAGGAGUCAGUUUGAGUUCAGAGACUACAGAGACACACAGAAACACAGACGGAUUCAGUGUCAAACACACCGUCACUGUAUAUCACAGUAAUGACAAGAUUCACUGCAGAAUCAAACUGAGACAUCACAUGCUAGAGACACUGAUUAACACCUCAAAUAAUAUGUUUCAUUCUUGGAGGACAUCAGUCAUCCUGAUUUCAGUUGUAGUUGUGCUCAUUGUGAUUGCUGGAACACUGAUAGCUGCGUUUGCUCAUAAAUACAGAGCACACAAACAACUGCAGAAUGAGAAGAACAGAAUUGAGACUGAGAAGAACGGAAUUGAGACUGAGAAGAACAGAAUUGAGACUGAGAAGAACAGAAUUGAGACUGAGAAGAACAGAAUUGAGACUGAGAAGAACGAAAUUGAGACUGAGAAGAACAGAAUUGAGACUGAGAAGAACGAAAUUGAGACUGAGAAGAACAGAAUUGAGACUGAGAAGAACGAAAUUGAGACUGAGAAGAACAGAAUUGAGACUGAGAAGAACGAAAUUGAGACUGAGAAGAACAGAAUUGAGACUGAGAACAACGAAAUUGAGACUAAGAACAACGAAAUUGAGACUGAGAAGAACAGAAUUGAGACUGAGAAGAACGAAAUUGAGACUGAGAAGAACAGAAUUGAGACUGAGAAGAACAGAAUUGAGACUGAGAAGAACAGAAUUGAGACUGAGAAGAAUGAAAUUGAGAAAGAGAAGAACAAAAUUGAGACUGAGAAGAACAGAGUUGAGAAAGAGAAGAACAGAAUACAACAUGAACGUGAUCAACUUUUACAAAGUCUGAAGACGAUUAUAAAACAAGCUGUUACACAUUUAAGAACACACAGGGUGAAUGUGAUUCUGGAUGCUGAUUCGGCUCAUCCUCGACUCGUCGUGUCUGAAGAUGGAAAACAAGUGAGAGAUGGAAACAGAGAAGGAGUGGAUGGAAAAUACAGGUUUAAGUAUUAUCUUGGUGUUCUUGGGAAGGACGGAUUCUCCUCAAGGAGUUUUUACUUUGAGGUUCAGGUGAAGGAUCAGACUGAGUGGUAUUUAGGAGUGGCCAGACAAUCCAGUAACAGGAAGAAUGUGAUCAGUCUGAGUCCUGAUGAUGGAUACUGGACUGUGGGUCUGAGUGAUGGGAAGUAUUGGACUCGUGAUUCUUCACAUGACUCUCUUUCUCUGACAGUGAAUCCUCAGAGGGUCGGGGUGUUUGUGGAUUAUGAGAAGCGUCUCGUCUCUUUUUAUGAUGUGGAGUCCAUGUCUCAUAUCCACUCUUUCACUGAUCAGUCUUUCACUGGGAAACUCUAUCCAUUUGUUUGUUUGGGGAUUCAGUCAAAUCAUAACUCCACACCACUGAUCAUCUGUGAUUAAUGAGAUCAAUGAAUGAAUUUACAUGAUCAGGGAAAAUACAAUAAAAUACAAUAAAAAGUGUAAGAGCAAUAAACCUUAAAUAUUAUUUAUACUGUCAGUCAGAAAUGUGAACACAAAAGAGUGUCACAUGUUCACCAGCACUCAGUGUUCACAGUCACAUGAUCACUGAUCAUCAGCGCCUCUUCAUCUCCUCUAUAAGAUCGCACUCCUCACAGUCACAUGAUCACUGAUCAUCAGCGCCUCUUCAUCUCCUCUAUAAGAUCACACUCCUCACAGUCACAUGAUCACUGAUCAUCAACACCUCUUCAUCUCCACUAUAAGAUCACACUCCUCACAGUCACAUGAUCACUGAUCAUCAGCACCUCUUCGUCUCCUCUAUAAGAUCACACUCCUCACAGUCACUCUUUCUCUGGCCUCGACUGUGGAUUCAGACUGUUACCUGUUAUACUCAGCUGAAUGAUAGUUCCUGUGAUACUCCAGUGAUCUCCACUGGUAUCCUCUACUAACCGCUCUUUACCUGAUACUCACCCGGCUCAGUUGAGGUGUGUGCUCUCCUUCACGUCUCCACCUCCUCUGCAAAUCAUCAAUGUCAGUCUUCAUUCAUCACCAUCUAUAUUGUUUAUAUUGAUCUUUUCCUUUCCUUCAUUGACAUUUACCAUCACCUGUCAAUAAACACAAACUUCUCUGUGCUUGAGUCUGGUUUGUCCUGACAGGGUCAUUUUAUGUUUCUUGUGAUCUUAGAAACAUUUUUGAUUUAAAUACUUCUGCUUAAAUGACUGAAAUGACUUUUGUAAACUAAUAUAAAUUAUGCCUACAUGUGAAUUUCUUUACAAGAUAAAAGAAAAUUUGUUUCUUUCUGUUUUUAUUUUUCUAUUAAACAAAAUGUUGAUGUUUUCA
This is a messenger RNA of Ctenopharyngodon idella (grass carp), 2910 nucleotides long. Its product is annotated as butyrophilin subfamily 1 member A1-like. Gene Ontology annotation, molecular function: protein binding. Bases 106 to 2013 code for a protein of 635 amino acids. NCBI's taxonomy places the organism in Eukaryota, Metazoa, Chordata, Actinopteri, Cypriniformes, Xenocyprididae. The transcript has 9 exons. The record is from RefSeq and is a predicted model, not a curated record.